AUGCGUAAGUUGCAUCUCUGGAGGCCGUUUUUGGCGAGCAUUGCUCAACGCUGUAAUGGUGAUUUCCUCCUCCGUGACGUCUUUUCGGAGCUGGACGCGUGUGACAUAACGCAACAGAGUAAUCAACUAAAAAUGGAGAGUUCGGCAUCUCCGAAAAAGACGAGCAGCGGCGGCGGCGCGACUGCCACUCCAGCAGUAAAUGCCACUACGGAAGAAGCGGAUAUUCUUACGGAGGUGUCAAGGCAACAACACCUUCAACGACAAUUACAGGGAGCCAGAGAUCAAGCUGCGUUGUCCCAGGCGGAGGAAGUGAGGAAAGAAGAGUUACGGCGCCAUGCCCGCUAUGUUGCCUCACCUCCUGCGGCGCUGCAUCUCUCUACUGCAGAGUUGAUACAGGAAAAGGCUCCACAGCAUUUCACCCCCGCGGAAAAUUCUUCAUCAAAGCUUUCUGCACUUCCCCACCUGGAGUCGCCGGGGACUGUUGCAGUGGUCACCUUAGUCGGGAAAGUUCUCUCAGAGGCACAGAUGCACGGCGAAGAGGCUUCUACGGAAGGCAUGAAUGACUCUUCUGUGGAAGAAAAUGGACCGCAUGCCUUCUUUUUUGUGGAAUACAGUGUGCCUUUUCUGCCUUUAUCAAAACCAGUCACUGUGCAGGUGCGUUGCUACGGUGUUACUCUGGCAUCGUUUGCCACUAGACACGUCAAGAUGGGUGAUUUAGUGCAUGUUCUAGGACAUGUGCUGCCUCUUGAUCCCAGUACUUCUAGAGAGCCUGCAUUUUGUGUCUGCGCACUCCCCGUUGGGGGUAAUAUCUCUGUUGUGCUUUCGGCAGAGUGUGCCACUGCAUAUUGA
Messenger RNA from Trypanosoma rangeli, 849 nucleotides. RefSeq lists its product as uncharacterized. NCBI's taxonomy places the organism in Eukaryota, Euglenozoa, Kinetoplastea, Trypanosomatida, Trypanosomatidae. The record is from RefSeq and is a predicted model, not a curated record. The coding region runs from base 1 to 849 and encodes 282 amino acids. The transcript has a single exon.